Molecule: messenger RNA, 567 nt
Organism: Zasmidium cellare ATCC 36951
Lineage: Eukaryota; Fungi; Ascomycota; Dothideomycetes; Mycosphaerellales; Mycosphaerellaceae
Exons: 1
Coding region: 1-567 (188 amino acids)
Source: RefSeq, a predicted model, not a curated record
AUGUCGGCUGGCCAUGGCCUCGUUUCUCCUGUCACUCGUGAAAUGCAGGACAUAGGCUCUACUGACGUCGCUGAGCGUGUUCCACCCAUCCUGAUUACACCAUCCCGUAGUCGCCGCACUGUCCUCACUCUCACCACGCCAAGUGAUGCAGCUUUUGCUAUGACGAGAAUCCUGGGACGAGUCCCCAUGGCUACGACCAGCCGGCACAUCUACCACGCUGAAUCCUGGACCCGCAACUAUGGCAAAGGCCAGACGACCCGGGACUCAGCGCAGCACGCCAACGCCAACGACGUCAGCGACCCCUCUUCGCGUCCUUUACAGUCCUCUGACCGAGUUCGUUCCCGUCCUUCUGGCCGCCAGCGACGUCGUGUUCGUCCACGCAUUGGCGCCUUGAGAGUUGUCAACCAGGAGCGUGCCGACGCGGAAGAGUCUGAUGUCGAUGCUGACUCUGAGGACGAGGCGAUUGUUGGGAUUCCUGGAACGGAGGCUGAUUCGGAUUCCGAGGACAAGUCUGACGUUGAGGCUCUGGAGGAGUUGGAGGCUGAGUCUGGAGUGGGAUUAGAGUAG